AUCUACAUUUGGUCACACUCCUACCGUCGCCACGCUAGCGCCGCCACUGUCGCAACGCUACGAUCGCCUUACCACGUCGCUGCUGCUAUCAUUCAAAGGAGGCGUAGGAGAGAAAGGAAGAGGCAGGAAAUCAAAGAUUGGGAGUUGGAGUAUUGGCCACAUAGAAUGGUGUAUGAAGAAAUUGAGGAAACAAUAAAGGGGUUUUAUGAGGAUAAUAUGAUUGGGGUUGGUGGGAAUGGGAAAAUCUACAUGGGUGUUUUAAGAGGAGGGGUGGCGAUUGCUAUGAAGCACAUUUCUCAUGAAAAUGAUUGUGUGCUAGAAUUUCUAGCUGAAGUUUCAAGCCUUGGGAGAUUGAAACAAAGGAAUUUGGUGGGGUUGAGAGGUUGGUGCAAGAAAGAUGUGUUGAACAUACAAGGAUAUGAUGCCUGA
Sphenostylis stenocarpa is the source of this 429-nucleotide messenger RNA. The record is from the annotation of a GenBank genome assembly. NCBI's taxonomy places the organism in Eukaryota, Viridiplantae, Streptophyta, Magnoliopsida, Fabales, Fabaceae.